This is a messenger RNA of Lepidothrix coronata (blue-crowned manakin), 3020 nucleotides long. It is a transcript of the gene CDC25A, whose product is annotated as cell division cycle 25A. NCBI's taxonomy places the organism in Eukaryota, Metazoa, Chordata, Aves, Passeriformes, Pipridae. Gene Ontology annotation, molecular function: protein tyrosine phosphatase activity. The transcript has 17 exons. Gene Ontology annotation, biological process: positive regulation of G2/MI transition of meiotic cell cycle; positive regulation of G2/M transition of mitotic cell cycle; protein dephosphorylation. Gene Ontology annotation, cellular component: nucleus; cytoplasm. The record is from RefSeq and is a predicted model, not a curated record. The coding region runs from base 92 to 1801 and encodes 569 amino acids.
CCGGCUGGGGUCAAAGCGCUGCGGCGGCCGCGCUGACGGGAGCGCUUCGCUGUCUUCUCCUCUGCCCGGUCCCGUUCCCGGUCCAGCUCCUAUGGAUCUCGCGCCCGCCGCUCUCCACCGCCGCCGCCGCCUCUCGCUCGCCUCGCCGACGUCCCCCGCCUCGCCCGCCGUGGUCAAGGCGCUCUUCCAGGACGAGCUUUCGCCCGUCUCCGACCUCCGCCUCAGCAUGGAGCAGCUUGGGCGCGGGCAGCGGGAAAACACGGAGCAAGACCUGGGGAACAAGAAUGGAUUGCAGAGAUCUUCAUCCUCAGAAUCCACAGACUCAGGUUUGGCUUUGGAUUCACCCGGCCCUGCGACCUCUGGCGACCCCGUGGAGGACACGUUUGAGAAAGCAAUUCUCAAAUCCAGCAGACUGAACCUUCGAAUACCUUUCAGGAGAAUACACUCCCUGCCACAAAAUCUGCUGGGAUCCAGCCCUGCCCUGAAGAGAAGCCAUUCAGAUUCUCUGGACAGUGAUGCUUUCCAGCCACUGGCACAAGAUGAAAAUAAGGAAAAUGAAUCAUUUGAGUUUAAGAAGCCAACCAAACCAGCUUCUCGUUGCUUCCGUGAUGGAAGGGCUGGAGCGAGGCAGAAUUCAUCUCCAGCUCAGAUUAUUCCCAUGGAUGAAACACCCUCGGGUGAGCAGGAGAACUACAGGCCAGCCUUCCUGCAGCAGCAUUCCCUGACCUCGGAAAGCGAGGAUGACGACGGCUUCCUGGAGCUGCUGGAUGACCAGGAUCUGAAGGUGUGUUCUGGCAGAAGUCAGUGUGCUCAGUCAAACUGCAAUAAGUUUAGGGAAUCGUGGAAUCCCGGAGUGGUUUGGGUUGGAAGGAACCUCAAAGACCAUCCAGUUCCAGCCCCCUGCCAUGUGCAGGGACACCUCCCACUAGGAGAUGAGAACGACGAGGAGGUGCCGUCGGACGUGGCGAGUCUCUGGACGGCGCCGCUGGUCAUGAGGAGAGCGGACAAUCGGGCCAAACGGUGCCGCUUGUUUGGCUCUUCAUCCGUGUCCAGCAUUGCAGGAAGAACCACCCAGAAGAGGAUGGAGAGAUCCCAGGAAGACAGUUCCCCAGGGAAAAGCAAGAAGAGGAAAAGCCUGCCUGGAACUUCCGAGGACCCAACGAGUGUGAAACUGGUGAGGACCCAACCCUCCCCAGCAGAGAUCGAGAGCAUUUUGGACAGUGACCAGAGAGACCUGAUUGGGGACUUCUCCAAGAGUUAUUUACUUGACACUGUUGAUGGGAAACAUCAGGAUUUAAAAUACAUCGACUCAGAAAUGAUUGUGUCUGUGCUGACUGGGAAGUUUGAGAGCUUCAUCAAGCAAUGUGUGAUAAUGGACUGCAGAUACCCCUACGAGUACGAAGGAGGGCACAUCAAGGGUGCCAUAAACCUCCACAUGGAAGAGGACGUGGAGAACUACCUGCUGAAGCAGCCGAUCGAGCCGGCGGAGAACAAGCGGGUCAUCGUGGUGUUCUACUGCGAGUUCUCCUCGGAGCGGGGCCCUCGGAUGUGCCGGUUCGUGCGGGAGCAGGACAGGCUGAGCAACGAGUACCCCAGCCUGCACUACCCAGAGCUCUACGUGCUCAAGGGGGGCUACAAGGAUUUCUUCUCGAGAUGCAGGAGCUUCUGUGAGCCCGAGAGCUACCGCCCGAUGCACCACAAGGACUUUAAGGAGGACCUGAAGCGGUUCCGCACCAAGAGCCGGACCUGGGCUGGGGAGAAGAGCAAGAGGGAGAUGUACAGUCGCCUGAAGAAGCUCUGAGGGCUGCGGGGACCCAGCACGGACUGUCCAGCGUGGGGGGCCUGUCCUGCCUCUCUCCUCCUCUGUUUGCUCCCUGGGAACUCCUGGAACUCGGGGCUUCGGGCCCGGAUCCGGCCGGGAGCUGCCUUUGGUUAUUUUUGUUACAUUGCUUCCUGAAAAAUGGCUUCUUGUGUUCUGUGCCACCCCCAGAGCGCCCGGGGAGGGGUGGGGAGAGACCCGUGGGGCAGCAGUGUUGAGGGUGUUUUAGUGCCUGUUAUUUUUUUAAAUGCUCGAUUUUAUUUAAAUACAGUCAAAUGAAGCCAAUACUGCGGUUGUUGGAUCAUCUGGGUUCUACUCAGACCUGGUUUCUGCCCCAGGGCAUCCUGCUGGUGGAGGGGUGGGGGUUAAUUAUUGUACUCAGCUGCAGCUUUGGUUCCGUGUAGUGUUUGUGGUGAAGGAAAAUGGGAAAUGUCCCGUUACAGCCCGAGGUUCCCACCUCUAGGCCUUUGAAAGCCCAUCUAAGGGGAAUUGCUUGUUCAUAAAUAUCAUGUUCACCUCGUUUACUUCAAAUUGUUUUAUUUCAUAGUCUCUCUGUGUAGUUUUAGAGGAGUUGGUGUUUUAAAGGAGGGAGAAUUUCUGGGGGUCAGCAGUGGGGUGAAAAGCUGUUGAUUUGCUGUCGCCGCUGCCUCCGAGGGUGUGAGUUGUUAUCCUGAAACAUUCCCAGAACAGAGAGUGAGGAAUCCUGGGAGGCUGCUCCUACACCCAGGGGUGACUGUGGCCACUUCUCCCUCUGCCAGGAAAGGGCAGGAAGUAAAUUAAUCCUUGAAGGAAGAGGAACUUCCUCGGCAGCGUUGGGCCCUACAGCUGCGGAAGUUCUGCUGUGCCAGCCCCAAAACUGCUUGGCUGCUGAUUUUUGGGGUCCCAUCAGCCCCAACUCUCCAGUCCUGCAGCAGCCCAGGGAUUUUGGGGUGUGAUGGAGCUGGAGCUCAUCUUCCUCACACACCAACUUCCUGGAGAAACUGGUGCUCCUUGGGAGCACCACGUGCCUGGGAAGCUCCCAGCCCUCCUCUCGUGUCCUGUUUGUAUCCGUGUCAAAAAAGUAUUGAAAUGGAGGUGCCUUAUGUGGAGUUCUAACUUGAUUUUCUUUGAAAGUCUGUUUCUUAAAACGUUGUUUGUUAAUCCUCUUGAGAAGCAAAAGGGUAGACUUGGAGUUUUUUCUCGUUUAAAAAAAAAAUAAAUC